GUAGGUACAUGUACCCGCUUCUACGUACGUACUUUUAUCGAUUUGGCCAAUCUGCUAUCAUCUAUCAGCUGCCGCCGCCAUAUCUUCAUCCUACCUACCUGCCUGCCUGCCUGCCUGCAAGUAGGUGGUAGGUAAGUACUCAUGGGCAGGCCAUGUAAUCCAACACCAACUUCUCAAACCGCCUUACCUCUCUGUUGUUCUUCCUCUGCUUUUGCCUCUACCUCAACUUCCAGGUCUAUCCCUGACUGUGUCCGCUACCUCUUCUCUUGACUGUUUCUUCCCUCUGUCUAUUCCAGUCCCAACUUGACGCCUUGAUUGUUACCCCUCCUCCCUCCAAUCUACCUUUCAACACCAAGGCCAGAGUCUGAUCUAGCGUCGUAGCUGUAGACCGCGUUGAAAGCGACUACUUCACUGCUUUGUCCCUGCUGCUGCAACCAUCAAUUCGUUCUUCGUGGACCGCUUCAUUGGCUACAUUGACCUCGCUGUUGACCCAAGUCCCUAAGAGCAUUACGCCUUGCCGCUUCACCACCUCAAUGGCGACACCGCCUAAGCGCAGUCCGACGCCUGAGAGGAUUGCCACAGAGGACCCCGAUACCGCAGCCGCGCGGAAAGAAUUGAGGCAGACCGCUAUUUCCGAGAGGCCUGAUCUAUCUGCCAUGGCUACACCCAACGCCAGCAGCGAUGCCGUAACAUCGGAUGAAGUACCAGGUGCCGCCGAAGCAUCUGGCGAGGCUGCGACACCAGAGCGGGUAGCUCGCGACGACGCUGCCAAGGAACAAAUGGCGUCACCUAAGAAGAAGCGCGCCCACGACGAAGUAGACGAGCCCAAGGAUGCAGCCGCCGGCGCCAAUGCUGAUAGAGAUGUCUCCCCCAUUGGUUCCAAUGGAAGUGCUUCCUUGGACCGUACUGAUCGCUCUGAGCCUGAAAAGAAACGACCUCGCGAUAUCUCCAGCGAGUAUAAUAAGUCUGACUCUACCACGAAUACGACAUCGCCCAAGGGCGCCACCGCGUCUGCUACCGACAAGAUUAAUGAGUCGACUGCCGAUAAGUCAAUACCUGACAGGUUGACUGAUACUCGAGGCUCUGAGAAAAAAGGCAAUUCCACCACCGCAUCCGCCUUCAAACGCUCAGGCAUGUCUAGUUUUGCCUCCCAGAAAUCGCCAUUUCUGAGUGCUAGCACCGGCCAAACCCUGUCUUCGUUUGCCGGUCCCUCAGCUACAACGACAUUUGGAUUACCAUCCUCCACCAAAUCUAUUUUUGAGAGCGGUAAUAGCUCUUCCAGUGGGGGCGCAUCUCCUUUUGGCCAAAUAGGCUCAUCCCCGGCUUUUGGGGGCUUCAGUGGCAGUCUAGGAGGGUCUCGACUUACGACAUUCGGAAAGCCUGGUGAAUCCUUAAAGAGCGGCAAACCAGCCAAGCCGUUCGGCGCACCAGCUAGUGAGGAUGAGAAUGAGGGCGACGAGGAGGACGAUGGCAAUACCUCGGACAAUGAUAAGGACGAUGGUGAGAAUCAACCUGCCGAAGAAGAUAAAGCUGCGGAGACGGAAGAUAAGAAAAAACCAAAGCUCCAGCGAAUCGCUGUUGAUGAUGGCGAAGCAGGCGAAACCACAAUCAUGUCAGUACGUGCUAGACUGUACAAUCUAGAUAAAACGAGUAGCUCGUGGAAGGAACGUGGCGCCGGCAACCUAAAGAUUAAUGUACCAUUGGCUUGUGUACGUACUGACAGUGCCGGGGUCCCCAUUGCGGGAACAUUUGAUGCCUCUGCCCUCGAAGAUGCCGAGUCUAAGGUUGUUCGUCUGGUUAUGCGGCAAGAUUCAACACAUCGCGUAAUCCUCAAUACCGCUAUCAUUCCAGCCAUGAAGUUUCAAGAGAAGUCAAGUCUCAAGGCGACAUACGUGCUAUUUACAGCCAUUGAAGGCGAGGGCGCGGUUAGCAUCCAAAUCAAGAUGAAUGCGGCUAAUGCCAAGAGCUUUCUCAGUGAGGUCGAAAGUGUGCAACUUCAACUCCAGUCGAUCCAGAGCGCCGCUAGUGGAACUGCCUUUACUCACGUCUCAAACCCCUUUCCAGAUGUAUGUGUCAGUGAUGCUUCGAAUGGAGGAAGAGUCGAGCGUGAGUCAUCAUAGCUCGCGGGUAGUAGCGGCCAUGAUAAGCAUGAAUAAGAUUCACAGGGCUGUGACACCCCAUCAAGCGAUCUAUCUAAUACUUCUUCCAAGAGCCCUCCGUCAAAGCGCCGAGACGAGACAUUUGGGGGCAAGGUUGUCCAUGCCUUCAACUCGUAAAAUCCGAGCUGCGUCUAUCUAGUGGUAAUGCAAGGUUUAUCUCUUGUAGGGAUUACGAAAUAGGAUAUGAUGCAUAAAUUUGUCUGCUUAGUCAAAUGGAGAGAACUACAUAUACCAGGUGAACGAGAGAGGAGUUUUGAAGGUCAUCAUAUGAAUGCAUUUUCAGGUGUGGAUACAGGAGGGGGGUUACCUUUGUCGUCGUACUUCCUGCUGGGGGGGAGGGCCCCGGG
Molecule: messenger RNA, 2506 nt
Organism: Xylaria bambusicola
Lineage: Eukaryota; Fungi; Ascomycota; Sordariomycetes; Xylariales; Xylariaceae
Exons: 4
Coding region: 534-2120 (528 amino acids)
Biological process (GO): intracellular transport
Cellular component (GO): cytoplasm; nuclear pore
Molecular function (GO): GTPase activator activity
Source: RefSeq, a predicted model, not a curated record